AUGUACGGCGCCUUUUGUGUGAUUUUCUCUCUCUCGGUGACUUUGACCAAUUCGCUUGAAUGCUACAUUGGGUAUUCCGUUUUGAAAGGUUCAACAGUGGGAGAAAAGACAAAAAUAUGUGAGAAGGAGACUGAUUCUUGUUAUAAUGCUACCGCAGAGGUCACUUCGUUCAGCACGAUACAAAAGGCCGGAUGCAACACGCUUGUGUGUCAGUUCAAUGAAGAUAAAUGUUUUGAACGCAAUAUCACCGGCAUACCAAUGACGUUCUGUUGUUGCAAAGAUAGAGACCUAUGUAAUCGUGGAGAGGAGCCAGACGAUCGCUCCUUCCUCGAUCAAGGUGCUGCCGUACUCAAAGGCAUGACCAGCUUUCUGGGAUAAUCCUUCAGUUUAAAUACACAUUCCUUGAUAAAAGUGAUAAAAUAGCUUGUUGUGUUCUUGAGAGCAUUUCACAUCUGACCAAGUACUUCACUUUAAUUAGCA
Messenger RNA from Cylicocyclus nassatus, 480 nucleotides. The record is from the annotation of a GenBank genome assembly. NCBI's taxonomy places the organism in Eukaryota, Metazoa, Nematoda, Chromadorea, Rhabditida, Strongylidae.